CCCGGCCUGCGCUGCCUGCCUUACGGCAGGUGUCGCGCGGCCCCGGUGCUUUGCGACAGGUUCCCGGUGGCGGGGCCCGGUGGGUGCGAUGGACGUGGGGGAGCUGCUCAGCUACCAGCCCAAUAGAGGGACAAAAAGACCCCGUGAUGAAGAGGAAGAGGAAAUCAAAGCACGUCGGAAACAGGCCAGUGCCCGAGAGCAUGGCCGUCACAGGGAAGAGGAGUCUGCUGCCCUGGAAGAAACUGAUGAUGAGAAGAAGAAACUCCUUCAGAUAAUUGAGAGGGAUGGAGAAGAGGAAGAUGAGGAAGAGGAGCCUUUGGAUGAAAGCUCAGUGAAGAAGAUGAUUCUCACCUUUGAGAAGAGAUCCUACAAAAACCAGGAGCUGCGGAUCAAGUUUCCCGAUAAUCCAGAGAAGUUUAUGGAGUCAGAGCUGGAUUUAAAUGACAUCAUUCAGGAAAUGCACGUGAUCGCGACGAUGCCCGGCCUGUAUCACCUGCUGGUGGAGCUGAAUGCUGUGCAGUCUCUGCUUGGGCUGCUGGGACAUGACAACACAGAUGUUUCCAUAGCUGUGGUUGAUUUGCUGCAAGAGCUGACUGAUAUUGAUACUCUCCAUGAGAGUGAAGAAGGAGCUGAAGUUCUCAUAGAUGCUCUUGUGGAGGGCCAGGUCGUGGCCUUGUUGGUCCAGAAUUUAGAGCGCCUGGAUGAAAGUGUGAAGGAGGAGGCUGAUGGUGUCCACAACACCCUGGGAAUUGUGGAGAACAUGGCAGAGUUCAGGCCGGAGAUGUGCACGGAGGCUGCACAGCAGGGCCUCAUGCAGUGGCUGCUCAAGAGGCUGAAGGCUAAGAUGCCCUUUGAUGCCAACAAGCUGUACUGCAGUGAGGUGCUGGCGAUUCUGCUCCAGAAUAAUGAUGACAACAGAGAAUUGCUUGGGGAGCUGGAUGGGAUCGAUGUGCUGCUUCAGCAGUUAUCUGUGUUUAAACGACACAAUCCAAGCACAGCAGAGGAACAGGAAAUGAUGGAGAACCUGUUUGAUUCCCUCUGCUCCUGCCUCAUGCUCAGCUCCAACCGCGAUCGCUUCCUGAAGGGUGAGGGUCUGCAGCUGAUGAACCUGAUGCUCAGAGAGAAGAAGAUUUCCCGCAGCAGUGCCCUGAAGGUGCUGGACCACGCCAUGAUCGGACCAGAGGGCACAGACAACUGUCACAAGUUUGUGGACAUCCUUGGGCUGAGAACCAUCUUCCCUCUCUUCAUGAAAUCACCCAAAAAGAUAAAGAAGGUUGGAACAACUGAAAAAGAACACGAAGAACAUGUCUGUUCCAUCCUGGCUUCCCUUCUGCGAAACCUGAGAGGGCAGCAGAGGACACGGUUACUGAAUAAAUUCACAGAGAAUGACAGUGAGAAGGUUGAUAGGCUGAUGGAACUGUAUUUUAAGUACCUGGAUGCAAUGCAGGCAGCUGAUAAGAAGAUUGAUGGGGAGAAACACGACAUGGUGCGUCGAGGAGAGAUCAUAGACGAUGACAUGGAAGAUGAAUUCUAUCUCCGUCGUCUGGACGCCGGGCUCUUUGUGCUGCAGCUCAUCUGUUACAUCAUGGCAGAGAUCUGUAAUGCCAAUGUUCCCCAGAUUCGUCAGAGAGUCCACCAGAUCCUGAACAUGAGAGGCAGCUCCAUUAAAAUUGUUCGACACAUCCUGAAGGAGUACGCGGAGAACAUCGGGGAUGGGAAGAACCAGGAGUUCAGGGAGAGUGAGCAGAAACGGAUCCUGGAUCUGCUGGAGAAUUUCUGAGACACCUCUGUGUCUGCCCACAAGGACCUGGCGCCAUCCUCCCUCCUCCUGCCCCUCCUCCAGCCUCUCUUGCACGAUCAAAGUGAUGUUUCUAUGAAACUGCUUCUAAAUGGGAUUUGGGAGAUAUUAAAGAUAGUUUGCUUUUUUUUUUU
Molecule: messenger RNA, 1932 nt
Organism: Melospiza melodia melodia
Lineage: Eukaryota; Metazoa; Chordata; Aves; Passeriformes; Passerellidae
Gene: CTNNBL1
Product: catenin beta like 1
Exons: 16
Coding region: 89-1780 (563 amino acids)
Cellular component (GO): spliceosomal complex
Source: RefSeq, a predicted model, not a curated record